UGAAAGAAAUGUGAAAUGGCAACAAGAGUUGUUGGUGCCACUAUUCGGGCAGUCUCGAAGAAAAGGACGAUGAUCCCGACAAAAGCACCACUUAUUUUGACUAAUUCUGCUGUUAAAAAAGUGAAAGAAUUGAUGUUAGAGAAACCAAACAUGGUUGGUUUAAAGAUUGGUGUGAAGACUCGAGGAUGUAAUGGUUUGACAUACACUUUAGAUUACUGCAAUGAUAAAGGAAAGUUUGAUGAAAUAGUGGAGCAAGAUGGUGUAAAAGUAGUGAUAGAUGCAAAAGCACAAUUGACUUUAUUAGGAACAGAAAUGGAUUAUGUGGAAGAUAAACUUUCAGCAGAAUUUGUGUUUAAUAAUCCUAAUAUAAAAGGAACUUGUGGCUGUGGUGAAAGUUUUAGUGUAUGAUAAAAGUUAAAAAUAGUUAUAAAUUUAACUUCAAAAGUAUUUCUGAAGAAGGGGUUACUGUUAUAGUUUGAAUGAAGUUAAUAUGAAAUGUGACUGAUAAGUGUGUGAAUAAGAGUGCAAAUGAUGGACCUGUUGUUUAUUUAUAAGUUAUUUUAUAUUUGUCAAGUUGUGCUUCAUGAGAAUAUUUGCCACCACAGAAUUUUUCUAUAUAGUAAGAGUCUCACAGCAUGUACAUUUCAUAAAAUGUUGAUAGUAGAAGUUAAGCAGGUCAAUAAUUAUAUCUCAUUUCUAUAUUGGUAUGUCAUAUAAAUAAGGGUUGCAACAUUACAAUGGAACCAGUACUUCAAUGUAUUGAUUGUUAUUAAAAAAAACAAUAUAGA
This is a messenger RNA of Ruditapes philippinarum (Manila clam), 788 nucleotides long. RefSeq names its product iron-sulfur cluster assembly 1 homolog, mitochondrial-like. Bases 16 to 408 code for a protein of 130 amino acids. Lineage: Eukaryota; Metazoa; Mollusca; Bivalvia; Venerida; Veneridae. Gene Ontology annotation, cellular component: cytoplasm; mitochondrion. Gene Ontology annotation, biological process: iron-sulfur cluster assembly. Gene Ontology annotation, molecular function: 2 iron, 2 sulfur cluster binding. The record is from RefSeq and is a predicted model, not a curated record. The transcript has 4 exons.